AAGAGAGAGAGAGAAAGAGAGAGAGAGGGAGAGGGAGACGAGACCGGGGGAAAAAGUUGACGCUGGGACAUCGAGAAGGUGGAUUUUUCUUUCCUCCCCCUCCCCCAGCGCCAAGCCAUCCCCUUGGUUAUUUUUCCUCCCUUGCAGGCCACUUGUUGCAGAUUCCCGUGAAAGGCGCUGGGAGUGUGACAGCCGCUUUGGCGAGAAGUGGUGCUUUCCUUUUUCUACUUCUUUAUUUUUUUAUUUUUUCCAUUUGCUCUGGGAAGCUGCUUCACGAGUUUGUCCUGGGCCGUUUUCUUCUUCCUUGUCUGGACUCGAUCUUUUUUUUUUUUUUUUUUUUUACCACCACCUCCCCUGCACCGUCCCCUCGUCUUCUGUGUCCCCGCCACGCCUGCCUCGCCCCAGGCGAAGAAGAGAAGAGGCUCUACUCGAGGAGAGGAGUGUUUGUGGCCGAAGGAGGCGAAGGGGGCGGGUGGGCCUGGGGUAGUGGUGGUGCCGAAAAGAUUGGAGAGAAGAGUGCCAAAGGGAAGGAGUGAAUCCAAGAGUGAAGGACUGAGACACACGGGUCGAGUGAAAGCACUCGAGCCCAAGGACUUGGACUUGGCGGCUCCGCUCGGCUCGGCUCGAUUCGGCUCGGCCCGAGGGCCGGAGGAAGGGUGGGGGGGAGGCGGGCGAAGGGGGGGCGGGGGGCGAACGGCGAGCGAAGCAGCACCGGGCUGAGGCCAUGCAGGCGCGCUACUCCGUGUCCAGCCCCAACUCCCUGGGAGUGGUGCCUUAUCUCGGCGGGGAGCAAAGCUACUACCGGGCUGCCGCGGCCGCCGCCGGGGGCGGCUACACAGCCAUGCCGGCCCCCAUGAGUAUGUAUUCCCAUCCGGCCCAUGAGCAGUAUCCCGGCGGCAUGGCCCGCGCCUACGGGCCUUACACCCCGCAGCCUCAACCCAAGGACAUGGUGAAACCCCCUUACAGCUAUAUCGCUCUCAUCACCAUGGCCAUACAAAACGCCCCAGACAAAAAGAUUACUCUGAACGGCAUCUACCAGUUCAUUAUGGACCGCUUCCCUUUCUACCGGGACAAUAAGCAGGGCUGGCAGAACAGCAUCCGGCACAACCUCUCGCUCAACGAGUGCUUCGUCAAGGUGCCCCGGGACGACAAGAAACCCGGCAAAGGCAGCUACUGGACCCUCGACCCGGACUCUUACAAUAUGUUCGAGAACGGCAGCUUUCUUCGGCGGCGGCGGCGCUUUAAGAAGAAAGAUGCGGUCAAAGACAAGGAGGAGAAGGACCGUCUACACCUCAAGGAGCAAUCCCAGCAGCAAUCCCACCACCAGCCCCCUCCCCGGCAGCAGCAGCAGCAGCAACAACAACAGCAGCAGCAAUCAGAGCAAGCCGAAAGCGGCUCGGCAGGGGGCUCGGGCAGUGGAAGUUCACAGCAGCAGCAGCAGCCGGUGAGAAUUCAGGAUAUUAAGACAGAGAAUGGUACGUGCUCCUCACCACCUCAGCCACUAUCCCCAGCCGCGGCUGCUCUCGGUGGCAACGGCAGUGCUGCGGUCCCUAAAAUCGAAAGCCCCGACAGUAGCAGCAGCAGCCUGUCCAGCGGCAGCAGUCCCCACGGCAGUAUCCCUUCGAACAGGUCUCUGAGCCUAGACGGGGGAGAGCACACACCGCAGCCGCAGUCGCAGCCGCCGCAUACGCAGCAGCAGCAGCAGCAGCAUAGCCAAGGCUUCAGCGUGGACAACAUCAUGACCUCGUUGCGGGGCUCGCCGCAGGGCUCAUCCUCGGAGCUCAGUUCCAGCCUUCUGGCCUCCUCCGCUGCCACUUCAUCUAGGACGGGCAUUCCUCCCUCCCUCUCACUCAGCGGCUUCUCCCCAGGACAGAGUUCCAUCUACAGCUCCCCAUGCAGCCAAAGCACCAACGCAAGCAGCGCUAGCGGCGGAGGUGGCGGCAGUGCUGGCGGGGGAGGCGGCGGCGGCGGCGGCGGCGGUGGUACUGGGGGAGCCGGGACCUACCACUGCAACAUGCAAGCCAUGAGCCUGUACGCUGCUGGAGAAAGGGCAAGUCACUUACAAGGCGGGCCCGGCAGCACGGGCAACUCAGCAGUGGACGAUCCCUUGCCCGAUUAUUCUCUGCCCCCUGUCACCAGUAGCAGCACGUCUUCCCUGAGUCACGCCGGCCAGGAGCCGAGCCAUCACCCGGCAGCCCACCAAGGGCGCCUGACCUCUUGGUACCUGAAUCAGGCGGCUGGAGACCUGGGCCACUUGGCCAGUGCGGCCGCGGCAGCCGCAGCAGCGGGAUAUCCCGCACAACAGCAGAACUUCCACUCUGUGAGGGAGAUGUUUGAGUCGCAGAGGAUUGGCUUGAACAACUCUCCGGUGAAUGGGAAUAGCAGCUGUCAAAUGGCCUUUCCUUCCAGCCAGUCGCUCUACCGCACGUCAGGGGCUUUUGUCUAUGACUGCAGCAAGUUUUGACCAAAACAAAGCAGCAAAACAGCCCCCUCCCCCGAAAAAAAAUCAGAUCCAAAACCGAAACCAAAAAAAUUAAAAUCCCCAAUUAAAAAACCCAAACUUUUAAACUCCACUUACAAGCCAGCAGAAUGUCUCCCAAAAUAAAGCCUACCAAAAAAAAAAAAAAGCACAAAGAAAACUGUAUUUUCUUAAUUAAUUUGAGAGCCACUUAGCUCUCCCUAAGUAAACCAAACUGUAAAGUAUUUUGUACAGAGACAGCAAAAUCUUGGUUUGUUAAAGGACAGUGUUACUCCAGAUAACACGUAAGUUUCUUCUUGCUUUUCAGAGAUCGUUUUCCUUCCCCUUUAACAUCUUUCCUUCAUCCUCAACCCUCAACCUCCAUCCUUAAGAUAUUAUUUUAUCCUAUGUUUAAAGGCAGAGGAGGGAAUUCCCAUAUAUUGCAGUUGCUUUCUCCCCCCCCCAUGGACUUGUUUUAAAAUGUAAAUUGCAAUAUAGUAAUUUAUUUUUAAUGUGUAGUGGGAUGUUGUGGACCAAACGCCAGAAAGUGUUUCCAAAAACUGACGUUAAAUUGCCUGAAACUUUGAAUUGUUUUUUUUUUUUUCAUUAUAAAAGGGAAACUGUAUUAAUCUUAUUCUAUCAAUCAUUUUUUUUCUUUUUGUUGAACAUAUUCUGAAGGUAUUGCAUUGUUUGUUUAUUAAUAAAUUUACCAUUCAAUUUGAAUGAGA
Antechinus flavipes (yellow-footed antechinus) is the source of this 3186-nucleotide messenger RNA. RefSeq names its product forkhead box C1 (gene FOXC1). The record is from RefSeq and is a predicted model, not a curated record. Gene Ontology annotation, molecular function: DNA-binding transcription factor activity, RNA polymerase II-specific; RNA polymerase II cis-regulatory region sequence-specific DNA binding. The transcript has a single exon. Gene Ontology annotation, biological process: cell differentiation; regulation of transcription by RNA polymerase II; anatomical structure morphogenesis. The coding region runs from base 725 to 2464 and encodes 579 amino acids. Lineage: Eukaryota; Metazoa; Chordata; Mammalia; Dasyuromorphia; Dasyuridae.